GAUCGUAAGAAAUGAACGAAAGAACAAGUUAUAUGAACGGGUCAUUUGAACGAUCCGAUCCAAACGAUCCGGAUCGUUCGAUUGACCCGAAAUUCCCAUCACUAAUAAUGAUCUAAAAUUUAUGACGAAAAUUAAGUUAUUAACUAAAGCCAUUUAAGAAAACUGUAGUAACCAACUACACGGUAUAUUAAAUCUUCAAUAACCAAUGAUAAUAGUACUAAAUCAUUUUUGUUGUGUAUAUUUGAUUAAUAUUCCUAUUUGAUAUAAAAGCAUAAUAUUUUUUCUUUGAAUUUAAGAUAUUAAACUUAAAUAAAAUAUAUUUCUGUGACAAUUUGUACUGUAACAUCAAGUUUAAAUGAUUUAAUUCCUACAAAAAAUUUAAUUUGAUUAACUUUUUUAAAGUAUGGCUAACAAUCCUGAGGAACCAAUAUUAAUGAAAACAAGUGAAGAGUUUGAUGAGUUUUACACUGAAGUGAAAGAAAUAGAGAAACGUGAUUCAGUAUUAACUCCUAAACAGCAAUUAGAUAGACUUUUAAGACCUGGAGCUUCAUAUUUUAACCUUAAUCCAUAUGAAGUUCUUCAAAUUGAUCCAGAAACACCUUUAGAUGAAGCCAAAAAAAAAUAUAAAAGACUAUCAAUCUUAGUACAUCCUGAUAAAAAUCAGGAUGAUUUAGAAAGAGCUAACACUGCAUUUGAAACAGUGAAUCGAGCAUGGCGAACUAUUGAAAAUGAUGAAUGUAGAAAAAAAUGCCUUGAAAUUAUUCAAGAAGCAAAAGAUAUGACUGAAUUUAUGAUUACUGAAAAACGCAAAAAGUUAAAAAAAGAAGGCAAAGAAUUAACAGUAGAAGAAGAUGACCCUGCUAUUAUGAAACGUAGUAUAUAUGUCCAAACAUGUAAGUUAUUUGCUGAUUUAGAACGCAAAAGAAAACAACAUGAAGAAAGAGAUCAACAAGAAAGAAAACGAAAAAGAGAACAAGAAAUUGAAGAAGAACAGAAGGCUUCUAUGUCAAAAGAAUGGCAGAAAAACUUUGAUGAAUCUAGAGAAAGUAGAGUAAACAGUUGGAAAGCUUUUCAAGAAAAAUCUAAAAAAUCAAGUAAAAAGAUAAAAUCAUUUAAACCACCAAAACAUAAAGCUGAAUCAAGAUAAAUUGCAAUGCAUUGAAUAUUUAAUAAUAAAACUAUGUAAUAUAGUUAUCUUAAAUAAUGUACUUUAUGUUUUAUAGAUGUACAAUAUAUAUAUAUAUAUAACAUUUAAGUGAUUCAACUAGUUUUUUUUUAUUACUUUAAAAUGUUUUUUAUUGUAGUGUAACAAAUUUAUAAUUUCCAAUGGUAAUGUCAUGGA
Daktulosphaira vitifoliae (grape phylloxera) is the source of this 1342-nucleotide messenger RNA. RefSeq names its product dnaJ homolog subfamily C member 8. NCBI's taxonomy places the organism in Eukaryota, Metazoa, Arthropoda, Insecta, Hemiptera, Phylloxeridae. The transcript has 4 exons. The record is from RefSeq and is a predicted model, not a curated record. Bases 404 to 1147 code for a protein of 247 amino acids. Gene Ontology annotation, cellular component: nucleus.